GAGAUAUUUUUGGAUAUGUUGAAAAUAUUAUGUGAUCUCCGCCCACAGAUCAUCUUCGCCUGUCUGGCCGCCGUCGCCCUCGCCCGUCCUCAGACAGCCGAGUCUGAGGCCGAGACCGUUUUGGACGAGAGGUCCGACAACGGCGACGGCAACUUCCAGUACACCUUCGAGACGAGCAAUGGUAUCAGGGCCAGCAAAAUUGGCACUCCCGGAUCUGAGGGCCAGAGCAACAUGCAGGGCUCAUUCAGCUUCCUCCUUCCCGACGGAACCACUGCUGAAGUCAGCUUCGUCGCCGACGAGAACGGUUACCAGCCCUCGUCCGACCUCCUGCCCGUUGCCCCUCCGCUGCCCGACCACGUGCAUGAACUGCUCCGCAUCGCUGAGGAACAGCGGGCGAGCGGAAUUACCUUUGAAUAAAUGCACUCAGCCUCAUCGAAUAUUACGUCUUGCUAUUCUCUGAUAUAUAUAUAUAUAUACGUGUGUAGUGUCUGAAGUUAUUGUUGCAAUAAAGAUUACAUGUAACCUA
Messenger RNA from Penaeus indicus, 526 nucleotides. Its product is annotated as cuticle protein AM1159-like. The transcript is spliced from 2 exons. The coding region runs from base 16 to 417 and encodes 133 amino acids. Gene Ontology annotation, molecular function: structural constituent of chitin-based larval cuticle. The record is from RefSeq and is a predicted model, not a curated record. Lineage: Eukaryota; Metazoa; Arthropoda; Malacostraca; Decapoda; Penaeidae. Gene Ontology annotation, cellular component: chitin-based extracellular matrix.